Molecule: messenger RNA, 543 nt
Organism: Hippocampus zosterae (dwarf seahorse)
Lineage: Eukaryota; Metazoa; Chordata; Actinopteri; Syngnathiformes; Syngnathidae
Exons: 2
Coding region: 1-543 (180 amino acids)
Biological process (GO): vesicle-mediated transport; intracellular protein transport
Cellular component (GO): cytoplasm
Molecular function (GO): GTPase activity; GTP binding
Source: RefSeq, a predicted model, not a curated record
AUGGGCAAGAAGCUGAACAUCAUCCGGGUGAUCUCCCAGAAGGAGAAGGAGGUGCGGAUCCUGAUGCUGGGGCUGGACGCGGCCGGCAAGACCACCAUCCUCUACAAGCUCAAGCUGGGCGAGGUCAUCAACUCGGUGCCCACCAUAGGGUUCAACGUCGAGACCGUCGAGUACAAGAACAUCAAAUUCACCGUGUGGGAUGUAGGCGGACAGGACAAAAUCCGGCAGCUGUGGAAGCACUACUUCUACAACACCCAGGGGCUGAUCUUCGUGGUGGACUCGGCCGACCGGGACCGCAUCGACAUCGCCCGCGACGAGCUGCAGCGCAUGAUCAGCGAGGAGGAGCUCAAGGACGCGGUGAUCCUCAUCCUGGCCAACAAGCAGGACCUGGGCGUGAUGAGCAUCCCCGAGAUGACCGAGAAGCUGGGGCUGCACACGCUGCGGAACCGGGAGUGGUACAUGCAGGGCACGUGCGCCCUCUCGGGGGACGGGCUCACCGACGGCAUGGACUGGCUGUGCAAGACCAUCUCCAAGAAGAAGUGA